This is a messenger RNA of Drosophila subobscura, 728 nucleotides long. RefSeq names its product rRNA-processing protein FCF1 homolog (gene Bka). NCBI's taxonomy places the organism in Eukaryota, Metazoa, Arthropoda, Insecta, Diptera, Drosophilidae. The coding region runs from base 100 to 702 and encodes 200 amino acids. Gene Ontology annotation, cellular component: nucleolus; small-subunit processome. The transcript has 2 exons. The record is from RefSeq and is a predicted model, not a curated record.
AUGCUUGUAUCGAUAUUAGCUAAAAAACAGCUGAUGACCAAAAUUGUUUUUUUACACGUGCGCCUUUUUAAUUUGAUUUUAAACUGAAAAUACCCUAAAAUGGGCAAGCAAAAGAAAACCCAGAAGGUGAAGAAACAGCGCAACGCACAGCUGAAACGCCUGAUGAAGCCCACAGACUCGCGUCUGAAGGAGCAACUCCGGGAAAAACGAAAGAAGGCCGAGGACCCGCACCAGGUGAAAGUGCAUGAAGCCACUCAGCAGAGCUCGGCGCUCUUCUUCCAGUACAACACCCAGUUGGGACCUCCCUACCACAUAGUCUUGGAUACCAAUUUCAUCAACUUUAGCAUUAAGAGCAAACUGGAUAUUGUGCAGGGAAUGAUGGAUUGUUUAUAUGCCAAAUGCAUACCCUACAUUUCGGACUGUGUGCGCGCAGAGUUGGAGAAACUGGGCAACAAGUACAAGCUGGCCCUGCGCAUCAUAUCAGACCCCCGCUUCGAGCGCCUGCCCUGCCUGCACAAGGGCACCUACGCCGAUGACUGCAUCAUCGAACGUGUGCGACAGCACAAGUGUUACAUAGUGGCCACCAACGACAAGGAUCUUAAGAACCGCAUACGCAAAAUACCCGGAGUGCCGAUUAUGUAUGUGGCUGCCCAUAAGUACGCCAUAGAAAGGAUGCCAGAGGCGUAUGGCGUGAAGGCGUAAUCACCCUAUGGAUAGCUUAACUUUAA